Messenger RNA from Molossus molossus (Pallas's mastiff bat), 1222 nucleotides. Its product is annotated as protein lifeguard 1-like. The transcript has 10 exons. The coding region runs from base 176 to 1084 and encodes 302 amino acids. Lineage: Eukaryota; Metazoa; Chordata; Mammalia; Chiroptera; Molossidae. The record is from RefSeq and is a predicted model, not a curated record. Gene Ontology annotation, cellular component: membrane.
UGAAAACGUUGCUGCUUCUCGCCCUUCUGAUUUGCAGGAUGGCUGGGAAAGAAACCAACUUGGUUAUGUGAGCAUCUUUUAGUGCUUCUCAGCUCUGUGUGAAGAUUGCUUUCUUCAGAGGAGCUCCAGACUCGAUCAAAAAGGAAAAAUCUUGCUUUUACUCUUCAAAAUAAAAAUGGACUUGGAGGUCAGUGAACCAAUAGACUUUAGUACUGGAGAUCACCAACAUCUGGUCCGGAAAGCAGCAGAUGAUAACACCCAGACCAAAUCUAAGAAGUCCCAGGAACCUGCAUCUUCACCUAGGCAAAAAAGAGCUCAGGAGAAACCACGUUCGAAUACUGGGCAGAAAGUGGACUCCUACGUUAUACAAAUUUCAGAUGAGACCACCCCCACUGACAGCAAUGCGUUAACCAGCCCGUUCUCAGAAGCACCAGUCCGCAGAGCUUUCAUGACAAAAGUGUUCCUCCUGCUGUCCACUCAGCUGAUGAUCACGGGGGCCAUCAUCAGCGUCUUUCUUUUCUGGACAGAUUUAAAAAAUUGGGUACGCAAGAAUGCCUGGUUCACCUAUGCGAUCUUCCCAGCAUUCUUCUUUGUGCUCAUCGUGCUUGCUUGCUGUGGGAAACUCCGCCGUCAGGUGCCUGCGAAUUACAUCCUCCUGGGAUUAUUUACAGUUCUUCAAGGUCUGCUGCUAGGAGCCAUAUCAGUUUUCUAUAACGCUGAGGAGGUGUUAUGGGCCACAGCAGCGACCGCUAUGGUGACAUUAUCGCUCACUUUGUUUGCUCUUCAAACAAAAUGGGACUUCACCCUCCUGAAUGGAGUGCUGUUCGUCUCCGUCAUCGUGCUCCUGAUCUAUGGAACUCUCUUACUCUUCAUACGGUCAUACUGGUUGCAUCUGUUGUAUGCUGGGCUUGGAACUAUGAUCUUCUCACUUUACUUGGUAAUGAACGUGCAGCUGAUGGUAGGAGGGCGCCACCACCACUCCAGCCUGGACCCCGAAGAGUACGUGUUUGCGGCUCUGAACAUCUACUUGGACAUAAUCAACCUUUUCCUUUUCAUUUUGCAACUGAUUGGACUGGUGCGGUAGUCCCGUGGCCGAGGCGGGCUCCACUGGUGAGAGGGAAGUGGGGUCGGCUGCGAAGUGUCGCCCAGCCACGCAGCGGUGGCCACUUCCUAAGCCCUUUUAUGAAAGGAAGUCUUUUAAAGUACUUUACUUUUAAAUGGA